AAAGUUCCCUUCGCCGGCAGUUUCGUCGAGAGUAAAUCUGUUUUUGAGGAGUGUACGAUAGCCGCAAGUAUUCGAACGAGAAUGGGGUUCAAGACGUUAGCAGCUCAAGUGUUCUUCGUCCUCAUGGUGGCUGUGAUGGUUGCCGAGGGCAAGAAAGAUUUGGACCUUGCCCGGCCUAAGAAGUGCGGGCGCAACGAGGUAUGGAAGGAGUGCCAGAGCAGUAGCUGCGCCGAGACCACCUGCCAGAAGCCUACCACUGGACCAGCCUGCACGUACGACUGCGUCUCCUCGUGCUUCUGUCGCGAGGGCUUCUUCAGGAAUAGCCAGCGCGUCUGCGUCGCCAGGAACCAGUGCCCUUGAGUCUUCACAAGAAUGAAAGUUCACAAGAAGAUGGAGACUGGAAGUGAUGAACAGCGGAUGAACAAAAACACGUUUAAUAAUCAGAAACUUGGCUCUAAGCUAGGAAUUCUCUUGUUCGGCAAGUCUUAAUACUAAAGAUUCAACCCUGUUACAUUAUGUCUCUCAUUGGCUUAAUUCCUUUUCAAAAGAAAUUAUAACCGGUGAUUAAGUUGUUUUACUGAAUGCAAAAUCGGAUUUCCGGGGAAGUGUACGAAAGUGGUUUAACUAUAUGCGUGCGACUAGCGUUUGAGAAAACUGAGACUAAUUUAUUAAGCCGCUGUGUCGUCAGAGACGACGAAAAUCAUCCAUGAAGUUCGUUUCGCAUACCGCGAGAUGACGUGAAAAUCCAGGAUGAAGCGUAAACACGCCAACACACCUCACAAUGUAGCAAUCACCGCUCUGUUAACGGAAACAAUUGCAGUUUUUUACCGCAGCCCACACGAGGAGAUGGGCACUUUGUCCACGUACGAGGAGAUGCUGCCUCUGGCAUCUGACCUGGACAAUUAACAGGAAGCUCCAGCUAGAGGACCCCUAUCUAAAUACAGGGAAAGUGGGAAAUAUUUUUCUUGGCAGCCACUGCACCAAAUUUAUUGCUGUUUGUAGCACUUAAGAGGAAAAGAAAUGAGCGACUGUGAGAAGAUGAUCUUUUAUUUAUGCCAUCAAAUUGUUAUUAGUGGUAGUUAAAGGGACAAAACUUGAAACAAAAAAAAACUCAUAAAUUUACACCUUCGUAACUGAGCAAUCAAAAAGGAUGUCACAAUUGUGUACGCUUAACUUACUGAUACAUUUAAAGUGGACAAAAUCGACGUGUUACACUCCGCUCUGAAGUAUGCAGAUAAUUUGUGACCAGUACUUCAGCAAGACCCCCAUAAAUAUCGUAGCAAUUUCACGUAAGCUGCAAAUUCACAAGUCGAAUAGGUCCUCUUUACAUGCGCUAGCUAAUGCAGUUUACAGAACCGCGAGAUCUAUAUUUGAAGCAUAUUUAUGGACUCGGAAAUGUCUUGCAUCAUUAUUUUCUUUAAUUUACCAAUUAUUGGGAGCUGUAGUAAAACAUCCAAAGUUUAAAAUCAUAAAUGUGCUUGCCACAGUCACCAGAAUUUAACAUUUUGUCUAGCAUUCAACAUAUUUCAUUUAACUUUAUUCAAUGGUUAGCUUAAAAGAGCACUUAUGCGCUUUACACGUAUUUGAAUAGAGAAACCGGAGUGAAUUGUCCACCCUAGCUGUCUUCGGGUCAAAGGAGUACACACAAAGAUGGAGACAAACUUUGUUGGCUGGUGUCUCGUAGGCAAUUAGAAUGACACAAGCAUCAUUUUCAUUUUCUCACAUUACCAUUCGCCUUCUCUAUUUUUCGUUCUGUUUUCCGUCACAAAAGCUGAGCAUGCUUGCUUAUGAUACGUUUGUUGUCGUUGAUAUGACGUGAACGCACGCGUUUGACUAAAAUGCAUGUUCUCGUG
Dermacentor andersoni is the source of this 1853-nucleotide messenger RNA. The record is from RefSeq and is a predicted model, not a curated record. NCBI's taxonomy places the organism in Eukaryota, Metazoa, Arthropoda, Arachnida, Ixodida, Ixodidae.